AUGGCGGAUCUUCCUUUACAACGCGUGGCUUCCAACAGACGGAUGGAAGAUUUGAACGAUGAUGAAUAUGGAUAUACAACUGGUAGCGGCAUCUAUAAAUACAAAAAGAAGGACACCACAUGGGAAGAAGCAUUUGUGGAUGCUCAUGAGUUUUUACCGUACAAGAAAGACAGCCACAGUUCCAUGAUAUCCAAGUUUUUCUUCUCUCCCCGAGAAAACUACGAAACGCUGUCUAUUGAGAAGAUAUGUCUGGAAAUGACCAAUGCAUCGACAGAAGUUCAGCAAGACUUGUUAAAAUAUAUCACAGCGUGUCUUCUGCCAGAUCUGAAACAAAGCAACAGAAUUGUAGAAAUCUUCAAUCUGCUCUCAUGUAAAAACAAAUGUGUUAGAAAUCUUUGCACUAACGAAUUGAUAGAGAUUAUAAUGGAUGCUGAUCAGGGAAAAUUUUCCAAAGAUGAAAUGAUGAUGUUAUACGAGACGGGUACUAUUAAGUUAUUCACAGUUAUCGCAGAGACAAAGAAAACAUUUUCGACAUUCCAGCCUCUCAUCCAGCUCAGUAUUAUGUUCAACUGCUUUAUUUACCUACGGGCCAUUGAAGCAGUUGAUGAUUGGAUUCCAUGCAUUCAGAAUGUUGCGUCAGCUAUCCAAUCUAAGAAGAAGCGUGUUAUGGAAAGGAAUGACCCCGACGUUAUCAUUUUAGCUAAGAUGGCGAAAUGCAUUUUUGAUUUAGAAGAAGUUGACUUGGAUGAGAGUUUGUUGAUGGGAGAAGAUAUGAACGAGUUCCUUCCCCCUUUUAACAAAGAAGACAGUGAUAUAUGUAUCGAGGGAUUGGCUGCUCUCUAUCACACAGGGAAUCUGGUAUUGAGACAGCCGUUGAAAUUCAAAUCUGGUGUUCAGAAAAUGGUAGAUUUGUCUUCAUUCAUGGAUGGUUGUAAUGACGAGGGAAUGAUGAAAUGGUACCAUCGUUUGCUUGACUUAUUUAUAGUCAGUAUAUUACAACGGGAACACUCUGAUGUAAAACUGGAGAUACUCGAAAAGGGUGAAGAUAAACUGUUUUCGACGCUGAAUCGUGAGUGCCUUUUCCCUGAGAGUUUUAGUACCUCCCAAUGCCUGUUGUUUCACCACAAUGAAAGAAUACAAUCCAAAUACAGGGAAAUCGCCAAACGAAGAGGUAUAGUCAAUUCAAAGACUGUCACGGUGGAUUACAUACAGACGGUUUUAAACAAGUGCGGACUGGUGUUUGACAUGUCUUCUACAGUUUCACCUCUAAACAUUGGUUUUGAACGCAAGCAGUGCACAUUUUAUAAUGUGAGUGCAUCUAUCACUUGCAUAUUCGAAGUAAUCCCUGAUGAGCCAAAGGAUGUGGCUAUGUAUAAUUCUUUCACAACAUUCAACACAAGGAAAAGUUCAUUGAGGCAAACAAGACUGGAAAAUGAAAUGGAAGUAUUGAAAGAAAUUGAGUCCAAAGAUAUGCAUAGAAAUGUGGCCAGACUUCUGGCGUUUAAUCAAUCCUUACCAAAGUUUUACAUCAAAGAAAGAUUACCUGGAGACAAUCUACAAAGGCGCCUCCUGGAGGCGAGAGACAAAGGGAAGAUAAUCCCAAUUGCAGAUCUCAUCGGAAUUAUUAUUCAAGCUAUACAGGCAAUUAUAUACGUGCAUAACUGUGACUGCCUCGUCAGGGACAUAACAACAGCCUCCUUCAGCUGCACAGUGACAGGAAAUGGAUAUUUUCUCAAGCUCAAAAACUUUGAGAGGGCGACCAAGCCGUCAGAUAUCCCUAGGGGUGGAAUAGUCAACGGCUUAAUUGAUCUGGAUUUUAACGGAGUCUGCACUCGAUGGGCAGCCCCCGAGAGCUUGCUAGAAGGGCGUUAUAGUAUCUACAGUGACGUUUGGUCCGUCAACAUUUUAGCAGACGAAAUCCUCAACUACGCCGCGUGGCCAUAUUCGGACAUAAGUGAUGCGGACAUUGACGACAUGAUCAAGAAUAUUGUCUUUACUCACCUUAAACCUCAAGGAUUCAACCGACCGAGGCGAGUCCAGAGUCUUAUUUUGGAGGGACUUGCCAGCAAACCCGAUCAGAGAUUAAAACUGGAGGCGUUGCGGGAAAGGCUUUUAGAGAUAUCGGAUAACAUCAGCGGGGGAGAAAGUUACAGUACAUACGACACUUAUUCUGGAGUGGAGGGAACACAUGCAAAGGUAUACGAUAUACCUUCCCUUACAGAACGACAAAUAAAAGCCAACUCUGUAUUUGAGAGGGGAAUUCCACUGUCAAUUCAAAGAUACAGAGAGCUUAAUGAAGAUCAGAUGAGCGUGUUUGCGUCAGAAGCAGCGGAACACAAUGAUAGACUACGAGCACAGGAAGGCAUCCCACUGACAGAAAUAUCCUCUGACGAGUAUUACAAGAUCGAAAGUGAGGACAGAAUAAACAUGAUGACAGUAAUGGAAAAAGUGAGCGAUGACUUCCUGAAGUUUACAUACAAUAGACUGAAGGAAAUCGACAGUAGAAAGAUGUGUGUGGAACCAUGGCCUCCUACGACAAGUAUCUCAGCAGAUGGCUUUAAACAAAUACACUAUAAAUUUCCACGAUCAAGACACCUUCUUGAUAUAGUCCUCCACAAAGAACGCGGCGACACGAUUGGUCCAUACAUUGAGCUUUUGUAUGAACUGGCCAAACAUAUAGACUCUUUUCAUUCAGCUGGAUGGAUUUUUCGAUGUCUAAGAGCAAAGAAUAUUUGGAUUCUGGAAACAAAAGAAGGAAAACAAAUUAAUCAAACUAUUGUGGUGCCCAAGUUCGGUAAAUACCGUAUGAUAGCGUCGUCAGACUUCAACAUCCAUCUAGAGCAGAUCAAAGUUGAAAGACUAGAGGAGGGAGAUGGAAUACAAUGGCUUCCGAUUGAGGCAAUAAAAGCCGGACUCUAUUCCAAAGAAAGUGACGUGUAUGCUUUCGGUAUGAUCACAUGGGAGGUCAUGUCUGCAUUUGAACAGGAGGGAGUUUUGUAUGACCAAGACGAAGAGCGGGAAAUAAAGUGUAUUCCAUUUAACUACCAAAAACCUGAAAAAAUUCUACAACAUUUGAUAGAGGGAUACAUACCAGAAAAAAAUGUUAAAUGUCCUGAUUGGUUUUACCGAGAAGUUACGAGGCCUUGUCUUCUACAUCAGAAAAUCGACAGACCCUCGAUGAAAACUAUCGUACAAAUCCUGGAAACACGGCAUCCGGAAUAUAAAAGAGCCAAAUACGUAGAAAUGUACGAAGGUAUCUAUGACGAUGCCGAGAUAAGUACGGAUUUGUCUCAGUCUUACAUAGAGGAAUCUAAAUGGACUCCCAUGUUUCCUCCACCUCAAACGAGAAGAACUCCAUAUCUCUAUGAUAAUGCCGGGAUAAUUACCGAUUUGUCUCAGUCUUACACAGAGGAAUCUAAAUGGGCUAAAACGGAAGGAAACUCUACCGUGUUUCUACCACCUCAAACGAGAAGAUCUGUACUUCCGCUUCCAGUGUCGUCUUGCAAAACAAAGGAGAGUAAAAACUUGAAUGGAGGGAAAUAUAAUCUACCACAUCCGUCACCUGACCCAAAACCAAAAGACGUCAAGGGGAAGAAUGUUGAAGAAAGAUUGAGCCCAGGGAAGAAAACGAGAGAUGUAUACGAAAAUGUAAAUAAAAGUGACAUUGAUGACAGUAUACCUAAAAUACCACUAUCAUUGUCAUCAACAGGGAAUCAAAAGGAGUCUGCCGAUAGAACGUUUGAAAAGUCUUGCAAAGCACUUCCUCUUCCAAAGAUUCCACAAAGUGAUGAGAGUGAAAGUGUAAAUGCGAAGGAACGGUCUGCUCAAACAGUUCCACCAAAGACACAAACUCGACAAAGCAAUGCUUAUCAAAAUGUAAAGGAGGAAACGUUUUUCCAGAUUAACAAAGGAAAAAUCCCUCCACUUCCACCCAAACCAGAAGGAACUAAGAAUACAUUUGAUGGAACCAACCCAGAACCCCCCAGAACCCCACACACCAGUGGUCAUAAAAAUGACGCAUCACCUCCUCCACCUCCUCCAUUGCGACGGGACAAUCAGCUAAAGUCGGAAAAUCCAAGAACUUGUGUGGAUGACUUAGAGAAAGAUUCCGUCCAUAAAAGUUCAGAUUUCUCAGAGUCUGCAUCAAAUAUGUCUCAAAGAAGAAUUGGGGUAACCUGCAAAGGUACAGCUUAUGAUAGUAAAACUUCAGCCCAAAAUCUCGGAGACACAGAGAGAGGAUUCGACUUCGAUAGUACAUCUGAAUCUGAUGUUGCACGUCAUAUCAGUGAAAACUUUGGAAACAGUAAGAAAGGUUACGGGAAAUUGCCAGCUAUGAAAAUCAAACCCAAGAUUCUUCCAAAACCGGGGUCUAGAAAUACACCUCAGUCGACGUUCUAUAUUGGUGAGGAAGAAAAAAGUGAAAAAGUGAGAAAGGUUGGUGAGGUAAAGCGAGAAGAGCCUGACACUGCAAAACAAUCAAAUCAAGUUAAUGUGAAUGAAACGGAAACUGACAUUAAACCUGUCUUGCCACCUAGGAAACCGCUCAAUAAAUGACUUAGUGUUUGUAGUUGAUAAAACACUAUCCUUCGCUCUUUCUCUACCUGGAAAUAUAGCAUUCAACAAUCCAUGCUGUCGGUACAGGUCUAAAAAAAAAUGUGUCUUACAUAUUACACACAACAUGUCAAUUUGAGCUACAUGGAAACAGACAAUAUGUUGAGGUUUAAUAAAAGUCGAAAUAUCUCAGAACUUU
This is a messenger RNA of Ostrea edulis (European flat oyster), 4750 nucleotides long. RefSeq lists its product as uncharacterized. Lineage: Eukaryota; Metazoa; Mollusca; Bivalvia; Ostreida; Ostreidae. Gene Ontology annotation, biological process: protein phosphorylation. The transcript has 15 exons. Bases 1 to 4554 code for a protein of 1517 amino acids. The record is from RefSeq and is a predicted model, not a curated record. Gene Ontology annotation, molecular function: protein tyrosine kinase activity; ATP binding.